This is a messenger RNA of Gadus morhua (Atlantic cod), 5001 nucleotides long. RefSeq lists its product as uncharacterized. The transcript is spliced from 27 exons. NCBI's taxonomy places the organism in Eukaryota, Metazoa, Chordata, Actinopteri, Gadiformes, Gadidae. The record is from RefSeq and is a predicted model, not a curated record. Bases 1 to 5001 code for a protein of 1666 amino acids.
AUGGACCCCGGGUCUCCGGGCUCCGGCCCAGGUUCCAGCCCGCAUGGCCCAGAUGUACAACGGGUUGAGUCCCUGACCGACACCCUGCCUUCGCCGGUGAUCGAUCAGAGCCACUCAGCGAAGCUUGUGGCUUCCCAGCUGCAGCCUCAGCCGCGAGCCCUCCAGUCCGGGCUCUGGCUGAAGGCCCUGCACCUCCUCCUGGCCCUGAAAGGGCUCGUCUGCUCCUUCCCGUGGGUCCAGCAGGUGCUGCAGCUCCAGAGAAGCCUGUUGAGGAGCUCUGGAUCCGCCACACAGGACCUGCUGGCUCUCCUGGCCUCCAUCGCUCGUGGCUUCACUGAGGCAGCGUUGACCCUCCACAGGUCUCUCCGUGGGGCCUUCCCUCCGGGCAACACCUUCCCAUGUGGGACUUCACCCAGGGAAGAGGACUCCACAGCGAGGACCUUCUUCUCUCGGCGCCCGCUGCGGGAGAAGCUGAGCCGUCACUCUGGUGUUGUUGCUGGAGCUGGUUCCUUGUUGACCAUGGACCCCGGGUCUCUGGGCUCCGGCCCAGGUUCCAGCCCGCAUGGCCCAGAUGUACAACGAGUUGAGUCCCUGUCCGACACCCUGCCUUCGCCGGUGAUCGAUCACAGCCACUCAGCGACGCUUGUGGCUUCCCAGCUGCAGCCUCAGCCACGAGCCCUUCAGUCCGGGCUCUGGCUGAAGGCCCUGCACCUCCUCCUGGCCCUGAAGGGGCUCGUCUGCUCCUUCCCGUGGGUCCAGCAGGUGCUGCAGCUCCAGAGAAGCCUGUUGAGGAGCUCUGGAUCCGCCACACAGGACCUGCUGGCUCUCCUGGCCUCCAUCGCUCGUGGCUUCACUGAGGCAGCGUUGAUCCUCCACAGGUCUCUCCGUGGGGCCUUCCCUCCGGGCACCACCUUCCCAUGUGGGACUUCACCCAGGGAAGAGGACUCCACAGAGAGGACCUUCUUCUCUCGGCCCCCGCUGCGGGAGAAGCUGAGCCGUCACUCUGGUGUUGUUGCUGGAGCUGGUUCCUUGUUGACCAUGGACCCCGGGUCUCCGGGCUCCGGCCCAGGUUCCAGCCCGCAUAGCCCAGAUGUACAACGAGUUGAGUCCCUGACCGACACCCUGCCUUCGCCGGUGAUCGAUCACAGCCACUCAGCGACGCUUGUGGCUUCCCAGCUGCAGCCUCAGCCGCGAGCCCUCCAGUCCGGGCUCUGGCUGAAGGCCCUGCACCUCCUCCUGGCCCUGAAGGGGCUCGUCUGCUCCUUCCCGUGGGUCCAGCAGGUGCUGCAGCUCCAGAGAAGCCUGUUGAGGAGCUCUGGAUCCGCCACACAGGACCUGCUGGCUCUCCUGGCCUCCAUCGCUCGUGGCUUCACUGAGGCAGCGUUGAUCCUCCACAGGUCUCUCCGUGGGGCCUUCCCUCCGGGCACCACCUUCCCAUGUGGGACUUCACCCAGGGAAGAGGACUCCCCAGAGAGGACCUUCUUCUCUCGGCCCCCGCUGCGGGAGAAGCUGAGCCGUCACUCUGGUGUUGUUGCUGGAGCUGGUUCCUUGUUGACUAUGGACCCCGGGUCUCUGGGCUCCGGCCCAGGUUCCAGCCCGCAUGGCCCAGAUGUACAACGAGUUGAGUCCCUGACCGACACCCUGCCUUCGCCGGUGAUCGAUCAGAGCCACUCAGCGACGCUUGUGGCUUCCCAGCUGCAGCCUCAGCCGCGAGCCCUCCAGUCCGGGCUCAGGCUGAAGGCCCUGCACCUCCUCCUGGCCCUGAAGGGGCUCGUCUGCUCCUUCCCGUGGGUCCAGCAGGUGCUGCAGCUCCAGAGAAGCCUGUUGAGGAGCUUUGGAUCCGCCACACAGGACCUGCUGGCUCUCCUGGCCUCCAUCGCCCGUUGCUUCACUGAGGCAGCGUUGACCCUCCACAGGUCUCUCCGUGGGGCCUUCCCUCCGGGCACCACCUUCCCAUGUGGGACUUCACCCAGGGAAGAGGACUCCACAGCGAGGACCUUCCUCUCUCGGCCCCCGCUGCGGGAGAAGCUGAGCCGUCACUCUGGUGUUGUUGCUGGAGCUGGUUCCUUGUUGACCAUGGACCCCGGGUCUCUGGGCUCUGGCCCAGGUUCCAGCCCGCAUGGCCCAGAUGUACAACGGGUUGAGUCCCUGACCGACACCCUGCCUUCGCCGGUGAUCGAUCACAGCCACUCAGCGACGCUUGUGGCUUCCCAGCUGCAGCCUCAGCCACGAGCCCUCCAGUCCGGGCUCUGGCUGAAGGCCCUGCACCUCCUCCUGGCCCUGAAGGGGCUCGUCUGCUCCUUCCCGUGGGUCCAGCCGGUGCUGCAGCUCCAGAGAAGCCGGUUGAGGAGCUCUGGAUCCGCCACACAGGACCUGCUGGCUCUCCUGGCCUCCAUCGCUCGUGGCUUCACUGAGGCAGCGUUGACCCUCCAAAGGUCUCUCCGUGGGGCCUUCCCUCCGGGCACCACCUUCCCAUGUGGGACUUCACCCAGGGAAGAGGACUCCACAGAGAGGACCUUCUUCUCUCGGCCCCCGCUGCGGGAGAAGCUGAGCCGUCACUCUGGUGUUGUUGCUGGAGCUGGUUCCUUGUUGACCAUGGACCCCGGGUCUCCGGGCUCCGGCCCAGGUUCCAGCCCGCAUGGCCCAGAUGUACAACGAGUUGAGUCCCUGACCGACACCCUGCCUUCGCCGGUGAUCGAUCACAGCCACUCAGCGACGCUUGUGGCUUCCCAGCUGCAGCCUCAGCCGCGAGCCCUCCAGUCCGGGCUCUGGCUGAAGGCCCUGCACCUCCUCCUGGCCCUGAAAGGGCUCGUCUGCUCCUUCCCGUGGGUCCAGCAGGUGCUGCAGCUCCAGAGAACCCUGUUGAGGAGCUCUGGAUCAGCCACACAGGACCUGCUGGCUCUCCUGGCCUCCAUCGCUCGUGGCUUCACUGAGGCAGCGUUGAUCCUCCACAGGUCUCUCCGUGGGGCCUUCCCUCCGGGCACCACCUUCCCAUGUGGGACUUCACCCAGGGAAGAGGACUCUCCAGAGAGGACCUUCUUCUCUCGGCCCCCGCUGCGGGAGAAGCUGAGCCGUCACUCUGGUGUUGUUGCUGGAGCUGGUUCCUUGUUGACCAUGGACCCCGGGUCUCUGGGCUCCGGCCCAGGUUCCAGCCCGCAUGGCCCAGAUGUACAACGAGUUGAGUCCCUGUCCGACACCCUGCCUUCGCCGGUGAUCGAUCACAGCCACUCAGCGACGCUUGUGGCUUCCCAGCUGCAGCCUCAGCCGCGAGCCCUCCAGUCCGGGCUCUGGCUGAAGGCCCUGCACCUCCUCCUGGCCCUGAAGGGGCUCGUCUGCUCCUUCCCGUGGGUCCAGCAGGUGCUGCAGCUCCAGAGAAGCCUGUUGAGGAGCUUUGGAUCCGCCACACAGGACCUGCUGGCUCUCCUGGCCUCCAUCGCUCGUGGCUUCACUGAGGCAGCGUUGACCCUCCACAGGUCUCUCCGUGGGGCCUUCCCUCCGGGCACCACCUUCCCAUGUGGGACUUCACCCAGGGAAGAGGACUCCCCAGAGAGGACCUUCUUCUCUCGGCCCCCGCUGCGGGAGAAGCUGAGCCGUCACUCUGGUGUUGUUCCUGGAGUUGGUUCCUUGUUGGGGAACAUCGACCCCGGUUCUCCGAGCUCCGGCCCAGGUUCCUCCCCACAUGACACGGAUGAAGAAUGGUUUGAGGCCCUGACUGACACCCUGUCUGUUCCGGUGAUCAUCCACAGCGUCUCACUGAAGCUUAUGCUGUGCCAGCUGCUCCUGCAGCUGGAGCCGCGAGCCCUUCGGACGGGGAUCUCGCUGAAGGCCCAGGGCCUCCUCCGGGACCUGAAGGAGCUGCUCUGCUCCUUCCCUUGGGUCCAGGUGACGGAGGAGAAACAGGAGGCCAACACCUUCCGCCAGUCCACCGCUGUCUACCAGGUAACCCAGCGUGUGCUGGACAGUCUGGAGCGGACCCUGGGCCCCAGGUGUGUUCUGAGGGAAGCAGGGGCCUUCUCCUCCCUGCUCCUCCAACACCACCUGCUCCACCUGGUGGCUCUCAACACGGCCCGGCUGCUUCCAGACGAGGAGUCUGCUCGUCAGCAGAGACAGGUGGUGGCUGCCCCCCGCCCUCUCCCUCCACCCUUCUCCGUCAGCUCUGAGCUGGUGAAGGUCCUCCUGGUUCAGCUGGUGCUCACGCUGCACCCUGUGGACGCUUCUGGGGACCAGGCGCUGAGUCCCCGGGACCUCCAGGAGCUGUUGGACCAUUUGACCGCAGUCAUCCAUCGUAUCCUGGACCACACCCCCGGGGUGGCUGUGGACAGCGGCUCUCCCCUUCCACUGUGCAACACCCUGCGGCCGGUGCUGCAGCUCCAGAGCACCCUGUUGAGGGAGUUUGAGUCGGCCACACAGGAACUGCUGGCUCGGAGAGACCCAGCUCUCCUGGCCUCCAUCGCCAAUGGUGUCGCUGAGGCAGUGUUGACCAUCUACAGGUCUCUCCGUGGGGCCUUCCCUCCGGGCACCACCUUCCCAUGUGGGACUUCACCAAGGGAAGAGGACUCCACAGAGAGGACCUCCUCCCUGACCUCUGUGGAGGACAGGGAGGAACAAGGGGAUGGCCAGAGGAAAGCCCACAACCUCUGCCCUCUGGUCGAGGUCCCUCUGGUCGAGGUCCCUCUGGUCGAGGUCCCUCUGGUCGAGGUCCCUCUGGUCGAGGUCCCUCUGCUCGAGGUCCCUCUGGUCGAGGUCCCUCUGGUCGAGGUCCCUCUGCUUGAGGUCCCUCUGCUUGAGGUCCCUCUGGUCGAGGUCCCUCUGCUUGAGGUCCCUCUGGUUGAGGGACCCCCCAUUUUCACGAAAGGGAAAAGAAAAACAGUGACCUGGAAGGAUCCUCUGGAGAGUACGGAGCCGGUCGCUCCGUGCUCUCAGAAGAAGAAGCGGAGGAAGAAGAAGUGGUACUCUCGCUUCAGAGGACUGUUCUGUUGUUGCAGUGGCCAGUCAGAAUAA